AUGUGUCAUGUCAUUGUCACCUGUCGCUCGAUGCUCUGGACCCUCCUGAGUAUUGUCGUGGCAUUUGCAGAACUCAUUGCCUUCAUGAGCGCAGACUGGCUCAUUGGAAAAGCCAAGACGACUCGCAGCCAUGGGGAGCCUGACAACCAGACGCGGGGUUCCUCGGAGCCCCACCACCCCACCUUGGGUAUCUACGCCCGCUGUAUCCGUAACCCUGGGGUGCAGCACGUCCAGCGGGAGACGCUAUGUGGGCCCUACGCUGAGAACUUCGGCGAGAUUGCCAGUGGCUUCUGGCAGGCCACUGCUAUUUUCUUAGCUGUGGGGAUCUUCAUCCUCUGUAUGGUGGCCUUGGUGUCCGUCUUCACCAUGUGCGUGCAAAGCAUCAUGAAGAAAAGUAUCUUCAACGUCUGCGGGCUGUUGCAAGGAAUCGCAGGUCUGUUCCUCAUCCUGGGUUUGAUACUCUACCCUGCUGGUUGGGGCUGCCAGAAGGCCAUAAGCUACUGUGGACAUUAUGCGUCUGCCUACAAACCCGGAGACUGCUCCUUGGGCUGGGCCUUUUACACUGCCAUCGGCGGCACAGUGCUGACCUUCGUGUGUGCGGUCUUCUCCGCACAAGCAGAAAUUGCAACCUCCAGUGACAAAGUACAGGAAGAAAUCGAAGAGGGAAAAAACCUAAUCUGCCUCCUUUAG
Molecule: messenger RNA, 690 nt
Organism: Chrysochloris asiatica (Cape golden mole)
Lineage: Eukaryota; Metazoa; Chordata; Mammalia; Afrosoricida; Chrysochloridae
Gene: LHFPL2
Product: lipoma HMGIC fusion partner-like 2
Exons: 2
Coding region: 1-690 (229 amino acids)
Cellular component (GO): membrane
Source: RefSeq, a predicted model, not a curated record